Uloborus diversus is the source of this 1913-nucleotide messenger RNA. RefSeq names its product ankyrin-1-like. The transcript has 7 exons. The record is from RefSeq and is a predicted model, not a curated record. Lineage: Eukaryota; Metazoa; Arthropoda; Arachnida; Araneae; Uloboridae. The coding region runs from base 1 to 1443 and encodes 480 amino acids. Gene Ontology annotation, molecular function: protein binding. Gene Ontology annotation, biological process: innate immune response. Gene Ontology annotation, cellular component: cytoplasm.
AUGUAUUGCCCUCAGAACAUUGACAAACCUAAGUCUAAAAGCAGACGAGGAAGGUCUAAGGGUCCAGGCAAUGAAACAAAAGAGGCAAGCCGUAGUUCAUCUGCUACAUCUGGAAAGCACAGACGUGAAAGACCUAAGAAAGGCAUGGGAAAAGCAGGAGACGUUGUUUCGCAGCUGAAACAGGAAAAUGCUGCACUUCAAGAGCAGUUGGCGAAGAUGGCACGGAAACUAAAAUUUGCCCGGCUUAAAAGAGCUUUCCGUAAAACAAAUUGUAAGCUACUAGUGACCUGUGCAGGAUCCAACCAUACAUCUGGAAAUUCCGGACAAGCAUCCAUGGAUCAUACAUGUCCUUUCAGAAAACGCUCCAAGUCCAUGAAUUGUUCUGAAAUAUGGGAACUCCUGUCGGAGGAUGAAACUUCUGACCCAUCGGAAGUGGACUCUUAUGGACGGACCGAAUUGCACAGGGCUGCAGCUGACGGAGACACGGAGAUGGUGAGUCGGCUGCUGGAGCGUGGAUGGGACCCGAGAGCAAGGGAUCACCGGGGAAUGACACCCUUCCACAGGGCCCUGUUCUUAGGGAAGGUGGACGCAGCCGAGAUCCUGGCAGACGCCAACGGCAUAACGGACUCCCGGGGUGAAAUCACCAACGACCCUCUGUAUUAUGCUGCAGGGGAGGGAUACGUGGGGAUUGUUCGAAAGCUGCUCAAAUGGGGAGCGGACACACGACUUCAAGACUUUUUAGGACAGACACCCUUGCACAAUGCUUUGUUUAUGAAGAGGGAGGAUGUGGCGGAGAUCCUGGCGGACGCAGACGGCGAGAACGACAUCUCAGACGAAGACGGAUGCACCCCUCUACAUUACGCCGCAGGAAACGGGUACGUGGAGGUGGUGAAGAAGUUGCUGUGGAGUGGUGCUCACCCACACCCCUUGAACUGGGUGGGAUGGCCUCCCCUGCUCAUGGCUCUGCUUAAUGAGCAUGACGUCGUGGUGGAAGUGAUUAUCGCAGCGUGUGCAUUGAGAGGCGUCGCCAUCAACUGGGAGGAAAUUAAACUUUCCACUCGCCAGAUACUGCACUGCGUCGGACACCUCUCCCGAUGCGAAGCGGAGAUCCGUCGGAUGAAGAUAACCCGAGUAGGGGGAUCGAGGGUGUCCUACUGGGAUGUGGCGAGGAGAAACGUGAGCGAGGUCUCGCUAUACCUUGGGAACGAGGCCGUACGCAAGGCUUUGCAGAUCAGCCACAUCACGAAGACGAUGUUCCCGAUCUAUAGUGACCAGAUCACUUAUGUCGUGGAGGAAGCGGACAAGUGGAAGGCCCUGGUCCCCCUCUGGCUGGAGUGCUUCUCCCUCGUGGCACGGGAGAUGCCCCCCACGUGCACAGACCUCGUAUUGCUGCACCUGAGCAAGCGAGACCUGCGCAAUUUCAUCUGCGCCUGCAAAAAGUGAACUUUUGCUGCACGUUCCUGUCAAGAAUUUUGCCAGUGACAAUACAUGUGGAUGUUUUCUUUUUCACAAUUCUCUUGUCAUCAGUCGAGUGCUCCGACCGGCCGUAGCAGUACAUAAACUGUCCAUAAAAUUCGGAUGCUUUCCUCAUCAAAGGAUCCAUUCAACUAUGUGAAUAAUUUUGAUUUCGACAGAACUAAUCCUUUAAAAAAAAUUGUAUUUUUCAAUGGUGCUAAAGGAAGUGAGAUCUUGAGCAGCUUCUGUCAACAUGUGUAUUUCCUAUAUAUGUAUAUAUUUUUUUUCUUUGAAGAUUGGCUGAUGAAAAUAUUAAUUCACUCAUGUUUCAUCUAUCGUUGUUUUGUACACUUUUUAGAUACAUUCAUGUCUCACGAGUGCUCCUUUUUUUUGUACCACACUUGCCUGAAGAAAGUAAACUGGACUGGAAAAUAGUCUCAAGUUUUAAAAUAUCUUUU